Messenger RNA from Saccostrea cuccullata (small rock oyster), 1423 nucleotides. RefSeq names its product piggyBac transposable element-derived protein 4-like. The record is from RefSeq and is a predicted model, not a curated record. The coding region runs from base 44 to 1423 and encodes 459 amino acids. NCBI's taxonomy places the organism in Eukaryota, Metazoa, Mollusca, Bivalvia, Ostreida, Ostreidae. The transcript has a single exon.
UGUUAGCCAGCACAGUCGGCUGAAACAAUGGCGUCCCGUCAACAUGGCGGAGAUGAAAGUUUUUCUGAGCUUGGUAAUUUGCAUGGGACUAGUGCAGAAGAAUGACGUUCACGACUACUGGGCAACAGAUGAUGUUCAGGACACUCCAUUCUUCCGAGAACAAAUGUCCAGGGAUCGUUUUUUACUCAUUUUGAGUAACUUUCAUGUCACAGACAAUGAACUUCAGGUACCCAGAGGACAGGUGGGCUUUGAUCCGUUAUUCAAGGUGAGGCCGUUUGUAAACCAAGUUUUGGAUGCAUUUAGUGAUGUGUAUUCCCCUGACAAAGACUUGAGUUUUGAUGAAGCAACUUGUGCUUGGAAAGGGAGGUUGAGAUUUAGAGUUUACAACCCAGCAAAACCUACCAAGUUCGGCAUCAAGCUCUACCAAGUUUGUGAGGCAAAGUCGGGGUACUGCAUUGGCUUCGAUAUCUACACUGGAAGCACACCUUGCACUCAGUAUGCAGAUGCAAUUGGUGUAGAUGAAGACUACACCAUGACUACAAGAACAGUGAUGGGCCUACUAACAAGAUGUGGACUUCUAGAUCGAGGACAUCACGUUUAUAUGGACAAUUACUACACGUCACCCGAGUUGUUUGAAGAGUUACGACUUCAUAACACUUAUGCUUGUGGGACACUUAGGAAAAACAGAAGAGGUGUACCAGAAGCCAUCAAAAGAAAUGUAAGACUGAAACAAUCUCAAGUUAUUUUCAGAAAAAAAGAAACAACAGAAAUGCUGGCUGUGAAAUAUCACGACAAGCGAGAUGUUCACAUGCUUACCACCAUCCAUGAAGCCAACAUGUCCGUGCUCAACAAACGUGACAGAACAACCAAUGAAUACAUUGCCAAACCAACCUGUAUUGUUGAGUACAUAAGUCAGAUGGGAGGAGUAGACUUAUCAGAUCAAAUAAGUCAGUAUGACACUUGUCUGCGCAAAACAACGAAGUGGUACAAGAAAUUAUUCUUCCACUUGUUCAACCUGUGUGUCGUCAAUGCGUACCUUUUGUACCGCAAAUUUAACAAUGAUGAGAAAAAGCUAGACAGCCAUGGAUUUAAAAUGGCUAUAGCAACAGCCCUCAUAGAUGAAGCUCCCGAUGUUCCCAAACCUAACACCAGCAAAGGAAGGAAGCAUACAGGAGACAAAGCAGCCCGGCUUACAGAACGCCACUUCCCAGAUCACAUUCCGGCAAAGCCAGGUGCGAAACGAGCUAAGCCAUGUAGGGAUUGCUAUGCCUGUAAUCCAAAGAAAUCCAACAGACAAGGGUUCAAAAUGAAACAGACUACUUUCUGGUGCCCAGACUGUAAGAAACCACUGUGUGUUCCUGACUGCUUCCGAACAUACUUCUCUACAGCAUUACCGAGCUGUAUUGUUACCUGGGGCAGGUAA